Molecule: messenger RNA, 4837 nt
Organism: Ciona intestinalis (vase tunicate)
Lineage: Eukaryota; Metazoa; Chordata; Ascidiacea; Phlebobranchia; Cionidae
Source: RefSeq, a predicted model, not a curated record
AGCUGCUUUACUUUUUGGACGAGUUUUGGUUUGUUACAAUUGUUAAUAAGUUGACCUGAAUUGUAAAUAUGUCGGAUUACGUGGAAAAUGAGGCGGAAGAAUCGUCAGAUGAGGAUUAUGACGUUGCAAGGACGAAACCUGCCUUGGAUUACGACAGCGAGGAUGAAGAAGAAAAUGAAAAAGAGUUGGAAAAAGAGGUUGAUGAGGAAGGCAACAUUGCUGGACUCGUGGAUGAUGAUGUUGAAGAAGAAGAAGAGGAAGGAGAUGAAGAUGACAGCGAUAUUUCAUCCGAUGCUGAUGAGGAGGAACAACCAGUAGAAGAAAAACAAAGGAAAAAAAGAAGCGCUCGAGAUUUGCGACUUGAAGAUGACGACUUUGACCUUAUCGAGGAAAACUUGGGAGUAAAAUUGAAAAAAAGAAAAAAGUUUUCAAGAUUACGAACUGUGUCCUCGGACGAGGAUGUAAGUGAAGAUGAAACGGAUACGAGGCAAGCGAUCCGGGAUGAACUAUGGAACCUGACACAUUGGAAAGAGGGUUUUACACGGAUACAGAUGCAGAAAUAAGAAACGCAGAUGUUCCUGAAAGAUUUCAACUUCGUACAAUACCAGUCAAGCCAGCAGAAGAAAGUGAACUUGAACUCGAAUCUGAGUGGAUUUAUAAAUACUGCUUUGUGGAACCAUCUAUUUCAAAACAGGAUGCCAUUGAAGAUUUGGGUUCGACCUUCAGCUCAUCCACUUUAUCAACACUUAACCGCAAACCACCAAGCUGUGUGGGAAAAAUACAGGACACUUUAAAUUUUAUGAGGAACCAGCAAUAUGAAGCUCCCUUUAUCAGUUUCUACAGGAAGGAAUACGUGGAACCUGAACUUAAUAUUCAUGACUUGUUUAAAAUAUAUCAUUGGGAUGAAAAAUGGACACAAAUGAACGUUCGUAAAGCGAGUGUUACAAGGUUAAUGCAGAAGAUGCAAACUUUUCAAUACGAACAGAUAUCUGCGGACCCGGAUAAACCAUUGGGGGAUAAUGUAAGAGCGCUAACAGAUGCGGAUAUAGAGAGAGUACAAGGCAUUCAAACCAUGGAGGAAUAUCACGAUAUAUAUCGACACUUUCUACUUCAUUAUGGGAGGGAUGUACCUAAGAUGCAGAAUGCUCUUCGUAUCCAACGGCAACGAGAGCGAGCAGAAAACGGAUUAAACCCCGAUGAGGAUGCUCCGUCAUUAGCGAGUGAUCUAAAGCAAGCUUCACGUAGACACAUGUACACCGUGUGUCUUGAUGCUGGCAUUGGGGGAGUUGCGAACAAAUUCGGUUUAACACCUGAGCAGUUUGGUGAGAAUCUAAGAGACAAUUAUCAAAGGCAUGAAACUGAGCAAUAUCCUGCAGAACCUAUGGAUCUGGCAGAGGACUUUUUGUGCCCACAGUUUUCAACUAAAGAAGCAGUGUUAGAAGGGGCAAGAUACAUGGUAGCCAUGCAGUUAGCAAGGGAACCACUAGUCCGACAAUGUGUCCGUCAAACUUUUAACGAACGAGCAAAAAUAUCCGUUCAACCGACAAAAAAAGGAAAAAAGGAAAUAGACGAAGGACAUCCUUGUUUUUCUUAUAAAUGGCUUCAAAACAAACCAGUGAAAGACCUGAGUGGUCCACAAUUUCUUCAUAUUAAAAAUGCUGAAACAGAAAACCUUGUAACAAUGACAAUCCAUAUUGAUAUGCACGGAACCGUAGGAAGUCAAACUUAUUUUGAAGAAAUAAAACAACUUUAUUACAGGGAUGAGUUCAGUCACUUGGUGCAGGAAUGGAACAACCAACGAAGUAAAGUUGUUGAGUUUAUGCUGCAGAAUAUCAUUUACCCUGAGAUGACAAAGGAACUGAAAACCCUGCUGUAUGACGAGGCUAAAAAUGGAAUAAAGGAGCACUGUGCGUUGAAACUUCGUUCAUAUCUCUCUGUCGCCCCCUACCAGUUAGAGGAGCGGGAAUAUGAUGAGGACGAAGAAGAAGAAAGGAAGGGAACGGUUGUCAUGGCGAUCGCUUAUUCAGAAGAAAGAGACUCGGCAAUGUUUGCAGCGGUUGUAUCAGGACUUGGUGAAGUGGUGGAUUUCCUUAAACUUCCUAAUAUGAGGUUUAGGAGGAAGUCCCACAUAGAGGAAGAAGCAAAGAGAAAGAAGAGUGACAUGGAUCAACUGAAAAAGUUCAUGUCGAAACGAAAACCUCACGUUGUUGUCAUUGGGGCAGAGGAUAGGCUUGCAACUACUAUACAAGAAGAUGUACAGCAGUGCGUGACCGACCUCGAGCAGGAGGGGGUGAUAUCUAACGUAGCAGUUGAAUUGAUGGAUAACGAAUUAUCAUCCGUGUAUGCUUCAACACAACGUGCACAGGCUGACUUCCGGGAUUUUCCCGUCGAAUUACGACAAGCAAUAUCGUUGGCUCGUCGUCUUCAAGAUCCAAUGUUAGAAUUCUCUCAGCUUUGCACUGCUGAUCAAGACUUAAUGUGUUUAAAACUUCACCCAUUACAGGACCAACUUAACAAAGACGAACUGCUUGAAGCUUUAGUCGAAGAGUUUGUAUUCCGUGCGUGUGAAGUAGGUGUGGAUGUAAACAGAGCUAUAACCCAUCCACACACGGCUACUGUCGUUCAAUUUGUGUGCGGUCUCGGCCCAAGAAAAGCAGCUCAUUUAUUGAAGGUUUUAAAACAGAAAAACGGACGUUUGGAAAAUCGCUCAAAUCUCGUCACUGUGUGUAAGAUGGGACCAAAGAUAUUUAUUAACUGCGCUGGUUUUAUAAAGAUUGAUACUAAAUCUAUAAUGGAAGACAGCACUGAUGCUUACAUCGAGAUCCUCGACGGACUCCGCGUACAUCCGGAGACUUACGAGUGGGCGAGGAAGAUGGCAGUCGAUGCUCUGGAGUACGAUGAGUCAGCGGAAGAUGCAAAUCCCUCGUCUGCUCUCGUUGAGAUCCUUGAAUCUCCCGAGAGGUUAAAAGAUCUUGAUCUGGAUGCUUUUGCAGAGGAACUUGAGAGACAGGGUUAUGGAAACAAAGGCAUCACACUAUACGACAUUCGUAACGAGCUCAACUCUCAAUACAAAGAUUUCCGAACCCCAUAUCGUUCUUCAACUGCGGAGGAAAAAUUUGAAAUGGUGACGAAAGAAACUUUGUCAAAUUUUAAAGAAGGUAAAAUGAUCACAUGUCGUGUUACCGGCAUCGCGCAUCGUCGACCGAAGUCCGAGCAACUCGAUCAAGCGGAACCACAUAAAGACGAGGAGACGGGAAUGUGGAAUUGUUCGUUUUGUAAAACGGGAGGAUUUGCUGAACUCAGCGAGGUGUGGGCCCAUCUUGAUAAUGGAGAAUGCCUAGGUCGAGCAGUUGGGGUUAAAGUUCGUCUCGAAGGUGGAAUCACUGGGUUUAUUCCAACAGAUAAACUGAGUGACAAGCCAGUCUCUAAUCCUGAAGAAAGAGUUCAUAUCGGCAUGACGAUCCACUGUCGCAUCACAAAGAUUGACAUCGAGAGAUUCCAAGUCGACCUUACAUGUCGGGGUUCGGACUUACGAGAUGACGCGGGGUCGUGGAAACAACAGCUCGAUACCUAUUAUGGUUUUGAACAAGAAACUUUGGAUAAAAAGAAAUUAGAAGAUUCGAAUAAAAAGUCAAACAGAACGACAUAUAUAAAGCGAGUAAUAGCCCAUCCCUCAUUCCAUAAUAUUGACUUCAAAAGUGCAGAGAAGCGAAUGCAAGAUAUGGACCAAGGUGAUGCCAUUAUUAGACCCAGCAGUAAAGGUUCUGACCAUCUCACAGCAACAUGGAAAGUUUCAGAAGGUGUUUUCGCUCAUAUUGAUAUCAGGGAAGAGAAAAAAGAAAAUGCUUUCAGUCUUGGAAGGUCAUUGUGGAUCGGCAAUGAGGAAUUCGAAGACCUCGACGAGAUCAUCGCUCGUUUCAUCCAGCCAAUGGCAGCAAACGCUCGAGAUCUCAUUGGACACAAAAACUUUCGGGAGGUCGGAGGGAAAAAGGAACUCGUUGAAGAUUUGUUGAAACAAGCGAAGAAAUCCGCUCCAUUCAGGAUCCCAUACUUUAUUUCUGCUUCCAAAUCACUGCCAGGUAAGUUCUUAUUGUCGUACAUGCCGAGAGCUCGUUCAAAACACGAGUACGUGUCAAUCAACCCCGAUGGGUAUCGCUACAGAAGUCAGAACUUUACGUCGCUCAACCAAGUAUUUAAGUGGUUUAAAGAACAUUUCCGAGACCCCAUCCCAACACAUUUAAUGAACCGAACGCCGGCGGGUGGGAACAGUGUUUCCAUAAAUACUCCGAAACAAAGAACGCCUUCAAUACGACAAACACCAAGGACUCCUAAAGAGACCCCACAACAGCCCCACACCCCAGGUUACCCCUACACCCCUAACGCCCCGUACAUUACCCCAAGUGGUAGUUACAGGGGUCAGAGGUCCCCGGCAGCGAGCAUGUUGCCCCCGAAGUCAAUACCCCCGGCAAAGUGGGCCACACCCAGUAUGACCCCAAAACGAACCCCUAAAUCAAGCGGCAGGACACCCGUUCCUUCCAACGCAGACUGGGGUAGCAGAGCACAGGAAUGGGCAAAGCAGCAACAAGGGUUAAAAAGUCCGCAUAUGACCCCGACCACACCUAAAGGGCCCCGUACCCCAGCUAGUAGCUAUGCGGGGACCCCAAGAACCCCACAAAAUAGAACUCCGCGGGGCCAGCGCACCCCUUAUUGAAAGGGGGGAUUCAAAAAGACUUUCGUAAAUCGUGGAAUCGUGAAAUUGCAAAAUAAGUUGUUUUCCCAAUUUGGAAAGAUUUCUUGAAAAUAAAUUGUACACAAGCCAUGCAGCUUAGUUGAGAAA